GCAAUAACGCACUGCAAAUAGAAGAAAAGCUCAACUCUACUAGUGUCACUUGGAGUUUGAGAGAAUUUUUGUAAAAUAUUAAAUAAUCAGUAGGAAAUUGACGGUGAGAUAUGGCAACUGCCAGUCAAGAUGCCGACGAUGAUUAUUACUUGGAACUGUCUUCUGAUCCAAUUAAAUUUGAAUCGGUCAGCUGUCUAACUAAUGUUUUCUUUGACGACUCGAAACAACAGGUGUUUGCCGUUCGAUCGGGAGGUGUUGCAGGCGUAUUAGUUAAAGGACCUAAUCAAAGUAUAAAUUUUCGAAUGGAAGACAAGGGUCCAGUUAUUUCCAUUAAGUUUUCUCCUGAUAUGAAUAUACUCGCUAUACAACGCUCAAACACUUCUGUCGAAUUUGUCAACUAUUCUCCUACCAUUGGAUUAGACAAUAUAGAAUAUUCACAGCCAUGUAAAGGAAAGAAUGCCACUAUUUUGGGAUUUGUUUGGACACAUGGAAAUGAAAUAUUGCUUGUCACUGAUUAUGGAGUCGAAUUGUUUCAAGUGAAUCCUGAGAAACGAAGUGUUAGAGCUAUAAAAUGUUUAAGUUUAGGUGUAAAUUGGUUUGUUUAUUGUCCACAAAGUCAGUUAGUAUUGUUAUCAUCUGGUACAGCAGGAAAUCAAAUGCAGGCAUUACAUGUAACAUUGGGGAAUCUCCAUAAGUUAACAAAAUUUGAAAUGGAGCCUAGUACAACGAAACCAGGUAAACUAGCAGUUUCGGAAAGAGAUGUAGCUCUGGCAGUCCUAUAUGGAACACCCUGUAUUAUUUUGUUGCGCCAUCAACCAGGUGCUAAUCGUUCGACGGGCGCUGCUUCUGUAUACGUAUACACUGUUCAUAAGAUGACAACAAUUAAAAGAAGUCACGUUUUGAAGCUCGACGUCAGUGGUCGAUUUGCUAUCAACGUUGUAGAUAAUCUUAUUAUUGUUCAUCAUCAAGCUUCAAAAACUUCAAUGAUUUUCGAUAUCAUGUUAUCGGGCGUGAGCGACGGCACUGUAAUGCAUCAUACUAGCGUGGCACCGGCGAAAUCGAUAAAACCGUACAAUCUAAAAGUUCCAGGUACAACUUUAUCGGAACAAACGUAUCAGCCUUGCCAAUUGUAUUCACCAAAUUGGGUGGUUUUUCAGCCAAACAUAGUCAUAGAUGUCAAAUUGGGUUGCCUAUGGUACGUUGAACUGCAGUUGGAGGCAUUGGUGAAGCUUAUCACGGACAAAGUGUUGCUGGUCGAAUUUUUAAUGCAACGGUCGAACGCGAAGCAAGCUUUAAUACAGGUGUUGCAAAAUUUCAUGAUGCAAUUACCUGUUAGUUUAAUGGAUAUGCCAACUGUAUUCGACAAGUUGAAUUCCGUGUACAGGAAUUACUUGGAAAGCGAAAUACAAAGUCAGAUGGGCACUCCUUUACAAAGUAACGUGAAGAACAUUGGCACUGUAGUGGAAAAUUAUAAGUACAAGCUCUUGCUUGAUCAAAGCGACACGUACAGUUAUAUAUUGUCAAAGUUUCCCGAAGAUACAAUCGAACCGAAAAUGAUCAUAUGGGUUCUCCUCGAAUACAUCAGAUCGUUGGCAGAACAUGGAAUACCCGUGCAGCAUUAUUUACACGAGUUAAUUAUCACAACGUUGGUACAACGCAAAGCGUACUAUCAGCUUCAUCAGUUGCUACAAUAUCACGUGGUUGCUGAUUCAAAACCUUUGGCGUGCCUGUUACUCUCUUUGGAAAACCUAUAUCCGGCUGCACACCAGCUUGCUUUGGAUAUGCUUAAACGAUUAGGAAAUGCCCACGAAGAAAUAAUCGAGGUCCUCCUCUCGAAGGGCCAUAUCUUGCCGGCGUUACGAUACAUUAGAUCCGUUGGAAUGGUUGAUCAAGUCUCCGCCCGAAAAUUCUUAGAAGCGGCAAAAGCAACCGAAGAUGCAACUUUGUUUCAUUCGGUUUUCAAAUUCUUUGAACAGCGCAACGUACGGUUACACAAUACAACGGCCUUUGCUAAAGGAGAACACUGCCAGCCUUACGUUCAACACUUUAAGUAUUUAUUCUAUGGAACGGACAAUGGAUGCAAUUCGGAUACAAAUUCUAACGUCACUACGAUCUCUUUAUGAGGCUUUAGCUUUAUUUUGUUGUAACGUGAAAUAAUAACAAGAACAGCAUAAACAACAAACAAUAAUAUAUUUUAAAUUUAUAAUGCAGAAGAAGCAGGGGCGUUAGCUAGUCGUUUCAGAAUCUAUUUGCUUCUUCCUCGUGUUGCUAUUCGCGGAAUACGUUCAAGAAGCAUUAUUUACAGUUAAUUGUAUUUGUUUAUACAAUUUACGGAAUUUCAUGGUAUCGGGAGCGACUAGCUUGAUUCAUUUGAUAACGCAUUGAUUUGUAUUCUUUGCUUCCGUAGACGCGACAUGCAGCAAUCGUUCCACGAUUUGGGUUGUUGCGUAGCCACAGUGAUACGUUAAUACGAAACACGAUACUAUACAUGUUAACAAAUAAUGGCACGUCGAUACACUUGCGUACGAUACGACUACAUGUACGCUAGAUUAAAAUAGGAAGAAACAAGAUUUUAAUUUUCAGUAAUAAAAAUAUCUUUUUUUUGUU
Molecule: messenger RNA, 2607 nt
Organism: Hylaeus volcanicus
Lineage: Eukaryota; Metazoa; Arthropoda; Insecta; Hymenoptera; Colletidae
Gene: Bulli
Product: regulator of MON1-CCZ1 complex
Exons: 11
Coding region: 111-2123 (670 amino acids)
Biological process (GO): regulation of autophagy
Cellular component (GO): Mon1-Ccz1 complex; late endosome membrane; lysosomal membrane
Molecular function (GO): protein binding
Source: RefSeq, a predicted model, not a curated record